AUGGUGGCCAACCGCGACUAUGGACUGGAUUCGAAAGAUGAGAACCAAAUGCUGGACGAGGAACCUUUUCUAGGAGGUGAAAGACGUGUCGAUUCUUCGAACAGAAACAGAAGUCAACAUGGCAUCGCCGGUCGAUGGCAUCGAUUGUCCUGGCGACGAAAAGCUCUCGCGCAUCUCCUCCUCGCCAGCACCUACACCCUCAUCUUCUUAAUUGCAAUUACGGCUGUCGUACGGCGGUCAAGAAGUCUCGAAAUGAAUAUCCUGCCUUUGUCUGCGCGAGACGCUAUAGAAUUGGAACUCCGGCCUUUCGAAACGAAAACUCGAGACAACCCGUUCACUGGCGACCCGCGACCAGAGCUGGACAAAGCAUGGCACGGUCUUCUCGAAAACGACAUCAUUCAGGUUUCUUUCGAAGACCUUGAAAGUCUAAACCUUCGUUCUAUUGAAUUGGCAGAUGGUUCUGCCGAAAUAGCGUCUCUCAGUGUAUAUCAUGCUCUGCACUGCCUGAAGAAAGUGCGUCACUGGAUUUACAAAGACUACUACUACCCCGACCGCGACGGGAAUAAGGAGGCGCUUGAGAGAGGCCACGCCAACCACUGCAUCGAGUACAUUCGGGAAAGCCUCAUGUGCCACCCUGACCUGUCACCGGUCACCUUCUCGUGGAUCAACGGCACAUAUGGCAACGGCCCCUUGCUCCCAACGAACAAAGACGUAGCCAUGCAUGAGUGCGCCAAUUGGGAGAAGCUGGAUAGCUGGGCAGGGGACCACGUCUUCGACCUGUUCCGCCUCGAUAGGCUAAGGUACCCGGAUAAAGGCUUGGAAUAUGACGAUUGA
Molecule: messenger RNA, 834 nt
Organism: Zasmidium cellare ATCC 36951
Lineage: Eukaryota; Fungi; Ascomycota; Dothideomycetes; Mycosphaerellales; Mycosphaerellaceae
Exons: 5
Coding region: 1-834 (277 amino acids)
Biological process (GO): mycotoxin biosynthetic process
Source: RefSeq, a predicted model, not a curated record